UUCACUGUGGUAGCUGAUUUCAAUCUGUGACUGUGAUUUCAAUUUUCAACCAAAUUACCCUAGAUUCGUAGUGAAUUUAGUAUUUAUUACUCAGACUCAGUCAUUAGAUAAAAAUUUAUAAAAAAAGGUGUGGUGCAUUCUCAAUAUGUCUGCAACCCUUAAACCAUAUUUAACGGCAGUACGCCACACAUUAACAUCCGCAAUGUGUCUUGAACAUUUUUCUUCACAAGUUGUUGAAAGAUAUAAUAAACCAGAAGUGGAAGUCGGUACAAGCAAAGAGCUGUUGUUAAACCCAGUCAUAAUUUCACGAAACGCCAAUGAGAAAGUUUUAAUUGAAUCAUCAAUUAAUUCAAUACGGAUAAGCAUUAUGAUAAAGCAAGCAGAUGAAAUUGAAAAAAUUUUAUGCAAAAAAUUCAUGAGAUUCAUGAUGAUGAGAGCGGAGAACUUUAUCGUGUUGCGCCGGAAACCGGUAGACGGAUAUCAUAUCAGUUUCCUUAUUACUAAUUUCCACACUGAACAAAUGUAUAAACACAAACUAGUGGACUUUGUUAUAUAUUUCAUGGAGGAAAUUGACAAGGAAAUAAGUGAGAUGAAACUAGCUGUGAAUGCUCGUGCUAGAAUUUGUUCUGAAGAAUUCUUAAAGAGGUUUUAAUAAAUUUGACCAAAUGACAUCUAUUUAAAUUCCAUAUUGUAUUAAUUAGUGUAAGUAACUUAAGCUAGUAUUCAAGUAAAUCAAGUUUAAAAUGUUAACUAAGUUGUCAAUUUUUACUACUGUGGAGAAAAAUGAUAUCACUAAACAAUUAAUAUCAUUAAUUAAAACUUGAUCAAAUUGUAAGAAACCAUUUCUCGUAGACAUUUUUUAAAUGCAUCCUUUUUUAAAUAUUAUGGCUUCAACAUAAUUAUAGUUGCCAAACUAAUCAUUCUUCAUAUUGCUCUAGUAUGUUGAAAAUAACUAUCUUCUAGAGUGUGGAUAUUAAAUAAAGUUCUAUUAUAAAAAAACUUCAACUCAAAGAGAAGGGAUGCUUAAAAGUAGUGUAAUAAUAUUUUAUUCUAAUGCCCAGUUAGCAGGCAUAGCUAUUACAGGUGUGUAAAUUAUUCAAUUAAAAAACAACUUCAUAUUUAUUUUCUUCAAGACUUUCAUAUUUUUCAUUACUAAUAAUGUCACAAAUCUACAAUCUAGUAAUAAUACUACUACUACUAGUAAUAAAACAAGAUUGUUUAUAAUAGUAAUAUUUAUUUAAGCUUUUUAGGUGCAUUUAAAUAACUGUCUUCAAGAAAAUAAAGGUGCUGCCUUUUUGUAUUAUAAUUUGUUACUGUAUUAUAAAUUAGAUUGUAAGUGUAAAUGUUUAUUGAAAAUAUAGAGUAAUAUGUACUGUGUAUUACUGAUAACAUAGAGCCUUCUUGAUGUUGGAGAUUUACACUCACUCUAUGUUUUCCAAAGGUUAGUGUUGAGAACCGGCUCUCAUCCUAGCACUACAAUUACAUGAUAGUGGUCCUUGAAAGAGAUUAGAAUUUACCCAAAGAGCAUACCAACUCUCCAAGAGUCAAAGACAAUCACCCUCCUUGACCUUGAAGAGCUCUUACUCAAACCACCUGUCAUAUUUUGCAAUACUCCUGUGAUUCCUCUGUUGAUGCAAGUCCGGUUUGAGGUGUUCUUUUAGGUGAGGUGUCGAGAGGUGACAAGUAUGUGCAUUAAUACCUCCUUUCUCUGCUCUAUGUCAUACAUUAUAUACUUUUCACGCUACAACCAUUCAAGUUCAGUGCUUUUAUCCAUCUAGUGCCCAACAUACCUAAAUAAAAUUAAUUUCCUAAAUCAAUAUUCUUGAAUUUUUGAGGUAAGAAGAAAUGAUUUAUUGUGUUUCUAAAAUCUUAUAUAUAAAAUUCUCGUGUCAUGAUGUUUUUUUUUUUAAAUUUGUUUGAUUAUGAGUCAGGAUUAAAAAAUACAUACAACUUCAAAUUUUCACCCAUCUACGAUCAACAGAUACUUUAUCGCGAUUUUAAUAUUGGCAAUACAAUGUUUGCUGGGUCAGCUAGUUAACAUAUAAUUUUCACUUCCAACCAGAUACAACUAGAUAUUUAUAUGGUGAUUCUAGUCCACAUCUGUAACAUCUCCCUGUGUCAUAAAUACUGUUUGCUAAAAAAUAUUAUGGGUCCUUUAUGUAAGUAAUUAUUGCACAUAAUUUAUUUAUUUUGGUUAAUUGUCUCGCUCAAAUUUAUUGAAUAAUUAAAUAAAUGAGCUAGCAAGUCAAUACAUGAUUUUGUGAGAAAAUAAAAUUACAUUAAUUCUUGCUUAGGCUUAUUUGUUAAAUGUUUUUAUAUUUCUAUUGUAAUAAUUUAGUAAAGUAUAUAAAUAUAACUAAUAGUUUUAUUAAAAUUGCUAUGCUUUCUAAUUGAAUAUGAAAUUCAAAAGAAAAUCUAACUCCCUGGGCAAAGUCAGGGAAAGAAGUUAUGAAUGAAAUUAUUUUUCUGUAUUUUAAUACUGCAGCAGAAACCUUUUGAGGUUUAUUUUAAUUGUAGCAGACAUUUUGUGAUCUGCAGUACAAAGCCAACACUGUCUAUGCGUAAUAGUAAUCAAGCUUACAUAAUAGAUAAGCUAUAUGUCUAGAUCAAAGGAUCUCAACGUGGGCGAUAUUACCCCCUUGUGGGUGUUUGAGAGGGGGGGUAGUAGAAGACCCAGAGAAAAUUAGAGGGCAUUGAGAUGGCGUAGAUGGGGCGUGGGUAAAUUAAAAAAUAUAGUCUAAAAAAGGCAAGAAAAUACUCUAGAAUAAAACAUAUUCUCAAAGUGGGCGGUGAGCAAAAUAAGGUUGAGAAACUAUGGUCAAGAUAGUCUCUUGUUGUUAGACAAACGAUAAAAACAGGCCAGGAAUAUUAGUUUGAUGGGUGUGAUAGGCUAUGUCUUACACUCGCGAUUUGCAUGACAAUUUGUGUUAGUGUUUAAUCAUCAAUAAUCAUAUAAAUUGUAGGCCUGAUUGACUCUCUGUUCUUUAUGUCAGCUUUGUGAUCUACAGCACAAAGCCAAGGUCGAAAGGCAACAAUGGAAUGUGCAUAAUAGCAAUCUUUCCUAUACAUCUAGAUAAGAGUCUACUAAUGAAAACAGGCCAGCAAUAUUAGUUUAGUGUGCAUGACAAGCUAUAUCUUACAAUGUCGCGGUUUGUAUGACACUUUGUGUUAGUGUGUGUAUGAAUUGCUCAAAAUAGAAGUAGGUUCUAAACUCAAUUUUUUUCAACAUUUCCACAGCUGUCAUAGUCCAUCUAAAUCUAUAAAUGAUUUAUAUAAUCAAGGAUUAUUGUAGUAUAAUAUUGUAUGGUUACUUGAAUCCUACUGAAAAAUGGUGCCUCUGUAUAUAUAAUAUUAUGCCCGAAGCUGUCUUUCCACCUGACAGCAUUUUUACUUCUUAGUAGUACAAAUUAAUGUAGAUAUUGUUUAGAUAGUACAUGGCUUAUAUAGUAUAAUAUGUAUCUAAUCUAGAUAUUGCGUUUAUAGAUAUUGUUCGAUAAAUACGUAUUCAUACCUUCAUACCUACUAAGAUAUUUUAUGAUUUUUACGUAUGAGCGUACGGGCCUGAUGUUACAUGAUAGCCGGCGCCCCACAUUCUCCUACAUCUCAGGAGCAUUGCCUGUAUUUUUGGUGUCGUAUCAUCCUGGAAGCAACGCACCAGAAAGCUCAUUCCACAGUUUCUAUUUCAUAGAACGUGGCAGAAAAUAAUUGAAAACCGCAAUGUAACGGGGAACUUCACAGAUGCCGUGCGAAAGUGGAAAUCGGCGGAAACUUCUAAAAGGCCAACCUGGUAGAAAAGCUUACGGGCUUCUCUUGAAGAAACCCAUGUCGUAUCAUGCUCGGAAUCCAUAGCUUGGAACAUACAUGGAAAAUCCUUGAAAACUGCAUCGUAGAGGAACGCCAGUCAUCCAGAUGAAGAGGAUAAUUAUAUCCUAGUUUGCGGCGUGUCGUGUGAGAGUGGGAUUCGGCGGCAGACAUCAGGUCAUACAGCUCUACUGAAAUGGGGUAUAAAACACACAAUGAAGGGAUAUCCCUAUCUUACGCCAUAAUUAUGACACUGUAAGCAAUCUCUGUACUACGCGUUCAAAUUGUUCGAGCUAAUAAGAGUGCUUGAAGUAU
Messenger RNA from Leptidea sinapis, 4116 nucleotides. RefSeq names its product actin-related protein 2/3 complex subunit 4 (gene Arpc4). Gene Ontology annotation, cellular component: Arp2/3 protein complex; actin cytoskeleton. Gene Ontology annotation, molecular function: actin filament binding. Gene Ontology annotation, biological process: actin filament polymerization; Arp2/3 complex-mediated actin nucleation. The record is from RefSeq and is a predicted model, not a curated record. The transcript has a single exon. Lineage: Eukaryota; Metazoa; Arthropoda; Insecta; Lepidoptera; Pieridae. The coding region runs from base 146 to 652 and encodes 168 amino acids.